UAAUUGGGAUUGAAGCUACUCCCCAAAUGCGGUCGUUAGCUUUUGGACCAACCUCCUUUGGCAAUAUCAAGGAGUCCGAAACUCACAGAAGCCGGCUCACGCAAGGUGGUAUAAAGACGUUAUCGAAUGAAUCUUAUGACUGUGCACUCGACUCUUAUUGUUCUGCGCUCAGAAUACAUUCUCCAUCUAGCGCUUUCAUCUGAACCUUUUUCCAAAAGUCAACAGAACAAUAAAACCACUUCCCAAAACACUAUGUUUGUCAAAUUCGCUCCCAUCUACGUUAUCGCAUGCUUUGCUGCUUUGGCAUCUGCAUCGCCCGUACCUGUUGCAGCUCCUGAAGCUGUUGCCCUUGCAAACACGGGGAUUCUUGCUCGCGAGGCUCUAGCAGCAGCAGAAGCUCUCUCUGAACGCGAACCUACUCCUGAAGAGUCAGAAGAUGUCGAGGCCAGGGUCUGCCGCUAUGGUUGCCUGUGAUCGAAUCUGUUCCCAUAUCACUUUUCGCGCUAUUGCGAUUUAUCAGCGCCCCACUGUCCUUCCUGCCAUUACACGCGUCUGCGGUCCAGCUCGAUGCGGACCAUCAUUGACAUACCCAGCCGCAAUUUGACCUUCUCCGAUGACCAUUCCGGACAAUAUUCUGGAUACCAUUUUCUUACGCACGUUACGAUUUUGUUUGUUUUGUUAAUCGGCAGGGUUCUGUAACUGUAUUACUUGAGUCAUAGACGCUGUAUUGUUAUUCCUUUGCUUUCGUAUGUUUUCUGUUAUGGAAUGUCCACAUUCAACACAGCUGUUGUACAAAGUACUUAGGUACUUACUUCGAGCUACUACUUACAUGGUGCCCGAUAUUAUGAAGGAAAGCCUGGAUUGGUGUACACCACGUGAUAUUCGAGUGAGCGUUGAACAACUUUAUCCUUGCGCCGGGCACUUCCACCGCCUUCAUGUU
This is a messenger RNA of Suillus fuscotomentosus, 940 nucleotides long. RefSeq lists its product as uncharacterized. The transcript is spliced from 3 exons. Lineage: Eukaryota; Fungi; Basidiomycota; Agaricomycetes; Boletales; Suillaceae. Bases 127 to 474 code for a protein of 115 amino acids. The record is from RefSeq and is a predicted model, not a curated record.